GAAAAUAUCGAUACUCUCGCUACAGCUUUCAAUAAAACAGCAGCACAUCUGGUCAAUAAAAUCAAAUUUUUCAUCCAUGCUGAUAAUGUCAAGACAAACUUCAAAUUAAAGAACAUUGUCGGAUUCACAGACACACGAGAAAAUUAUCGGCCAUUUCAUGUAUUAAAGUACAUCGCUGACAAUUAUGUCGAAGAUUACGAUUUUUUCUAUCUUAUUGAGGACGCUGCUUAUUUAAAUGCAAAAACUUUAGUAGAACAAUUGUCGCACAUUAGCAUGAGUUUUGACCUUUACAUGGGUACAAAGAUUGAAGAUCGCGAAGAAAAAUAUUGCGAUCUAAGAGCUGGAAUAGUCUUUAGUAGUAGUAUCAUAAAGAAGAUACAAAAAAAAUUGGACAGUUGUGUAAGAGGAGCUGAUGGUAAUCAUCACAGUUUAAAUAUUGGAAAAUGUGUUGAAAUGGCAGCAAACAUUAAAGAGUGUCAAGAGUCGUUUCAAGGCGUAACAAUUUCAAGUUAUUCAUUGUCAAAUCAUAAAAUCUAUCGUGAUUUACAUCAACUACGAAAAGAUCCAUUUUUUAACACUUCAACAAGUAUUUUUCCAGUGACAACAACUGAUGACAUUUACAUUCUUCACGCUUAUUUUUCAAGACUUCACUUGGAAGCUGUUCAGUCAAGAAUUAAAAGUUUGGAACGAGAAGCUCAAAAUGUUGGAAAUGGAACAGUUGCAAAAAAUGUUUUAGAAGUUCAUUGGCCACUUGGUGUUCCAAAUUCAGUUAAACCAGCAGUUCGUCACGAUAUGUUAGUUUGGACACAUCUGAAUCUAACUCAUAGUUUUAUGGGCGAUGAAGGAGUAAAUGUGAAGCCAUUAAAUAAAAUCGACUCACAAAAUAUAAAAAAAAUUCUUGAUGGAAUUCUCAAUGAAGUUGGUAAGAAAUAUCCAGAAUUGAUCUAUGAAAGUCUUCAAUCAGCUUACAUGAAAUUCGAUACUGUCAGAGGAAUGGAUUAUCGAAUUCAUCUCAACUUCCGUGAUUCUAAUGGUGAACUUGUUUUGAAGGGUUUCGAAGUUGUGAAACCAAUUUCACUUAUUCAAAUCAUCCCAAGUCCUUACGUUACUGAAUCUACAAGAAUUGCGAUGAUUGUUCCAACAUUUGUUCAUCGAAUCGAGGAAACGAUGAAUUUCAUAAAGCGCUAUGAAGAAAUCUGCAUGCAGAAUAAAGAUUCAACGACACUCAUGUUAGUUCUGCUGUAUAAUUCGAACGCUUCUAAUAAAGCUGAAUCUGAUGUGUUUUAUAAUUUAAAAAACUUUGCCAUUGAAACAUCAAAACGAAUCAAAACUGACGACUCUCGAAUUGCGUGGGUGUCAAUUCGUUUACCAUCUGAGUAUGAUUACACUUAUCAUGAGAGUGAUGAAAUGUUGAGUUCAAUGUACGCUAAUCAAGAAAUUUUAUCACUCGCUGCAACUGAUCUUGCAUUAAGAAAAAUUGGACUUGAAAGUCUCGUGCUUUUAUUCACGAAUGUAGCACAUUUUAAGAAUGAUUUUCUUAAUCGUGUCAGAAUGAAUACGAUUCAAGGUUUCCAAGUAUUUUCUCCGAUUGGCUUCAUGCAAUAUCCAUGCAAAUAUACAGCAUUGUGUAAUUCCUGUGAGAAUUGUGACGUGUCGCAGAGUGGUGGAUAUUUUGAUCGUCACAAUUAUGAUAUCAUCUCGUUUUACAGUCGAGAUUAUGUAGAAGCGAGAAAGAAACUUGAACCUUACGUUGCAAUUGUACGUAAAGAUGCUGACAUAAUUAAUCUUCAAUCUCGUCAAUAUCAAGACGUUACUCGAGUUAUCGACAUAUUUAUUCGUGCCAAAACUUCAGUUCAUCUUUUAAGAGCUGUUGAACCGACGUUGAGAUUUGGAAUUGGAUUAGAAAAGUUCUUGGAAGGUAAUCCUAAUGGACCAAUGCCAAAAUGUGAAUAUCAAAACACUUCGAUUGACUACAAAUGCAUUAAUCUUGCAUCACGAAAACAAUUAGGAGAAGCUGUUAUGUUGAUCGCACAAGCUAAUUAUUAAAUGUCUUCAUUUUCAUCAACUUUUCAAUGUUUAGUUUUAGUUAUCUUUCAAAACACUCAAAAUCCUUAGAAAUCAACUCAUAACUCAAGUGAUAGACGAACCAAUUAUAAUAAAAGUUUUAAAAAUUAUUUACCAAAUA
Clunio marinus is the source of this 2185-nucleotide messenger RNA. The record is from the annotation of a GenBank genome assembly. Lineage: Eukaryota; Metazoa; Arthropoda; Insecta; Diptera; Chironomidae.